ACCUCUAACAUACCGGACGUCCCGCCCAGCGGAGCCCUGAAAUCCUUAAAAGCAGCUCACUGCUGCUCUCCUCUCACUUCACUUCGCUGCAGUCGGAGCUCGUCUGGACUUUGGGAACAGUACUGUUAUUUUAACUGCAUUUUCCAGCUGCAAACAUGGCUCAGAUCAACAUCUGCCUCAAACGCAUCUUCACCGUCUUCAACAUAUUCUUCAUGGUUGUUGGUGCAGUGGUCAUCCUCCUCGCUCUGUGGUGCCAGUUCUUCAUGGACAAUCGAGGAGGACACAACCUGGAGGGUCGCACCACCCAACUCUUCUUCUUCUACAUGGUAGGCUGCAUCAUCUUGAUGAUCGCUGUGCUGGGAGCCUACGGAGCCCACAAGGAGAGCAAAGUGGCCCUGAUCAUGUUCCUGGUGUUUAUGGUCAUUGGAUCCCUGCUGAUGCUCAUAAUUGGAAUCCCUGCUGCCAUCAUUCAUCCUCAGCUCAAAGGCAUCAUGGAGAAGACUUUCAGUGGGUUUGUGCCUCUGGACAAAUCUUCAGAGGAUGUGAGGAACAUGGCUGAGGGCAUUCAGGAGAAGUUUCACUGCUGUGGUCUGUUCAGCUACAAAGACUGGGAGAACAUCCCCGACUCCUGUGUGUGCAGCCAGGAGGAGAAGGAGGGCAAGUGCCAGACUGUCGAAAACAACACUUUCAUGCUGCAGAGAAAGUCCGUCUACACUAAGACCUGCUUUCCCACCAUCAUGGACUACAUCCAGUUUCAUUACAACAUCAUACUUGUGAUCAGCUUCACUCUGGCUGUUCUAGCUCUGCUUGGCAUGAUUCUGUCCUCCAUCAUGAUCCACCAGCUGUAUUACCCCAACAGACCCACCAUCGUGGUCUCCAUGAUGCCACCAAAAUAUGAGGAACUGCACAACACCCUGGCAUACUAGCCAAAAAUUUCCUGCGUUACAUCUCUGAACAGAGGUCGUAGCUUCCACCAGCUAUCAGCCAUCUUGAGAUCCCUGAGACCACUCACACCUGGACACGUGUAACCUGCUGUGUUUGUGGAAGACAGUGUUAAUAUUACUGAUUCGAUUUGUCAUGCUAAUGUUAAAUGUACUUAAAAGAAAAGUCACAUUCCUUUGCUACCUCAUGUGAAGUUUGUUAGUAAUACAUUGAAUUCACUGAAGUUAUAUUUUGAAAAACUGAGAACUGCUGAUGCAGUUACUUGUAAAAAUGUUUAUAAAGGGAAAUAUUUUUGUACAUCGUUGUAUUUUUGGUGUUUUCUUUGUGUCAUAUUUGAUUCUUCUGAUGUAAACUUUAAAUCUAAAUGUUUUACAGGAUUAAAAGGUGACAAAAAAAAA
Molecule: messenger RNA, 1340 nt
Organism: Oreochromis aureus
Lineage: Eukaryota; Metazoa; Chordata; Actinopteri; Cichliformes; Cichlidae
Product: tetraspanin-8-like
Exons: 10
Coding region: 156-926 (256 amino acids)
Biological process (GO): transmembrane transport
Cellular component (GO): membrane
Molecular function (GO): transmembrane transporter activity
Source: RefSeq, a predicted model, not a curated record